Pteronotus mesoamericanus is the source of this 8335-nucleotide messenger RNA. It is a transcript of the gene ZNF148, whose product is annotated as zinc finger protein 148. Bases 576 to 2960 code for a protein of 794 amino acids. Gene Ontology annotation, molecular function: DNA-binding transcription factor activity, RNA polymerase II-specific; RNA polymerase II cis-regulatory region sequence-specific DNA binding. The record is from RefSeq and is a predicted model, not a curated record. Gene Ontology annotation, biological process: regulation of transcription by RNA polymerase II. Lineage: Eukaryota; Metazoa; Chordata; Mammalia; Chiroptera; Mormoopidae. The transcript has 10 exons.
UCUAGCCGCGGCAUGUCUGCGUCUCUACUGCUCUGGGAGGAGGAAGAGAAGGAGGAAGAGGAGGAGGAGGGGGAGGAAGAGGAGAAAGGCGCAGGGUUGGGAGCAGUUGCCGAAGCUGCUACAGCAAAAGUUCUCCCCCCUCCUCCCUUCCCCUCUUCGCAAGGUCCCUAGAAAGGUUGGAGCUGCUGUCGUCUACAGUCGGUGACCAAGCGACUCGGCGCUCGCCCGCGGUGUUUGCAUUUUCAACAAAUUGAAGGCAAGACCAUCCACCAGAAAAAAGAUUACAACUUGCUUUAUUGCAGUGGUUUGGAACCAAAGUUGGCAGUGUAUCCUGAGGAUAGAGGGAGGAAUCAGCAGCUUGGAAAUUCAACCAAGUGAUCUGGCGGGAUGGGCAUUUGCCUGACAUAUUUUAUAAAGGAAUUGGAUGGCAUAAGUGAUUAAGGUGAUACUGAGAUUAAGGGUCGCUGAAGCCUAUGAAAGGUAGAAACUCAAUCAUGAUUUCUUUUCCAACUCUACAGCAUUCCCUUCCUUGAAGUCUUCAUUUUUACCAUAGUCUCAGGCAGUUAUACUUAAGCAUGAACAUUGACGACAAACUGGAAGGAUUAUUUCUUAAAUGUGGCGGCAUAGACGAAAUGCAGUCUUCCAGGGCAAUGGUUGUAAUGGGUGGAGUGUCUGGCCAGUCCAGUGUGUCUGGGGACCUGCAGGAGUCGGUACUUCAAGAUCGAAGUAUGCCCCACCAGGAGAUCCUUGCUGCAGAUGAAGUGUUACAAGAAAGUGAGAUGAGACAACAGGAUAUGAUAUCACAUGAUGAACUCAUGGUCCAUGAGGAGACAGUGAAAAAUGAUGAAGAGCAGAUGGAAACACAUGAAAGACUUCCUCAAGGACUACAGUAUGCACUUAAUGUCCCUAUAAGUGUAAAGCAGGAAAUUACUUUUACUGAUGUAUCUGAGCAACUGAUGAGAGACAAAAAACAAAUCAGAGAGCCAGUAGACUUACAGAAAAAGAAGAAACGGAAACAACGUUCUCCUGCAAAAAUUCUUACAAUAAAUGAGGAUGGAUCACUUGGUUUGAAAACCCCUAAAUCUCACGUUUGUGAGCACUGCAAUGCUGCCUUUAGAACGAACUAUCACUUACAGAGACAUGUCUUCAUUCAUACAGGCGAAAAACCAUUUCAAUGUAGUCAAUGUGACAUGCGUUUCAUACAGAAGUACCUGCUACAGAGACAUGAGAAGAUUCAUACUGGUGAAAAACCAUUUCGCUGUGACGAAUGUGGUAUGAGAUUCAUACAAAAAUAUCAUAUGGAAAGGCAUAAGAGAACUCAUAGUGGAGAAAAACCUUACCAGUGUGAAUACUGUUUACAGUAUUUUUCUAGAACAGAUCGUGUAUUGAAACAUAAACGUAUGUGCCAUGAAAAUCAUGACAAAAAACUGAACAGAUGUGCCAUCAAAGGUGGCCUUCUGACAUCGGAGGAAGAUUCUGGCUUUUCUACAUCACCAAAAGAUAACUCACUGCCAAAAAAGAAAAGGCAGAAAACUGAGAAAAAAUCAUCUGGGAUGGACAAAGAGAGUGCUUUGGACAAAUCUGAUCUGAAGAAAGACAAAAAUGAUUAUUUGCCUCUUUAUUCUUCAAGUACUAAAGUAAAAGAUGAGUAUAUGGUAGCAGAGUAUGCUGUUGAAAUGCCACAUUCUUCCGUGGGGGGAUCACAUUUAGAAGAUGCAUCAGGAGAAAUACAUCCGCCUAAGUUGGUUCUCAAAAAAAUUAACAGUAAGAGAAGCCUAAAACAGCCACUGGAGCAAAAUCAAACAAUUUCACCUUUAUCUACAUAUGAAGAGAGCAAAGUUUCAAAGUAUGCUUUUGAACUUGUGGAUAAACAAGCUUUGCUGGACUCAGAGGGCAAUGCUGACAUUGAUCAGGUUGAUAAUUUGCAAGAGGGUCCCAGUAAACCUGUGCAUAGCAGUACCAAUUAUGAUGAUGCCAUGCAAUUUUUGAAGAAGAAGCGGUAUCUCCAAGCAGCAAGUAACAACAGUAGGGAGUAUGCACUGAAUGUGGGUACCAUAGCCUCUCAGCCCUCUGUAACACAAGCAGCUGUGGCAAGUGUCAUCGAUGAAAGUACCACAGCAUCCAUAUUAGAUUCACAGGCACUGAAUGUGGAGAUUAAGAGUAAUCAUGACAAAAAUGUUAUUCCAGACGAAGUACUGCAGACUCUGUUGGAUCAUUAUUCCCAUAAAGCUAACGGACAGCAUGAGAUAUCAUUCAGUGUUGCGGACACAGAGGUGACAUCUAGCAUAUCAAUAAAUUCUUCAGAGGUACCUGAGGUGACCCAGUCGGAGAAUGUUGGAUCAAGCUCCCAAGCAUCCUCAUCAGAUAAAGCCAACAUGUUGCAGGAAUACUCAAAGUUUCUGCAGCAGGCUUUGGACAGAACUAGCCAAAAUGAUGCCUAUUUGAAUAGCCCGAGCCUUAACUUUGUGACUGAUAACCAGACUCUUCCAAAUCAGCCAGCAUUCUCUUCCAUAGACAAGCAAGUCUAUGCAGCCAUGCCCAUCAAUAGCUUUCGAUCAGGAAUGAAUUCUCCACUAAGAACAACUCCAGAUAAGUCCCACUUUGGACUAAUAGUAGGUGAUUCACAGCACUCAUUUCCCUUUUCAGGUGAUGAGACAAACCAUGCUUCUGCCACAUCCACACAGGACUUUUUGGAUCAAGUGACUUCUCAGAAGAAAGCUGAGGCUCAACCUGUCCACCAAGCUUACCAAAUGAGCUCCUUUGAACAGCCCUUUCGUGCUCCAUAUCACGGAUCAAGAGCUGGAAUAGCUACUCAAUUUAGCACUGCCAAUGGACAGGUGAACCUUCGGGGACCAGGGACAAGUGCUGAAUUUCCAGAAUUUCCCUUGGUGAAUGUAAAUGAUAAUAGAGCUGGGAUGACAUCUUCACCUGAUGCCACAACUGGCCAGACUUUUGGCUAAAAAAAAAAUGUGUAAAUAAUACUGGCACUUUAGAACAGAUUAAUCGAGAGUGGGGUUACUCUGUGUAAAAUGGAGUGCUGUACAGAUUUAAGAGCAGUGCGAUAUAACAAGUUAAGCUGAUAUGAAUAGCAAGAUAAUCCAAUAACUGCAUUUUGUUUGGUUAGUCAGCAUUCUUUGAACUGCCUUACAUGUUGUCACCUUUAUAGAAGCAAUGCAUUACUUGUUUUAGAUCAGAAACUUGCUAUUCCACCUACACCACUUUUAAAAGGAAAAAAAGACUUUCGCACAAUUGUUUCCUAACUGAUAACAUUGUACAUUCUUAGGAAUUUAGUAAUUGUGUGAAAUUUACUCAUACUGUUUCUUAAGUUUUUCAGCAUAGUCAUGCACUUCAGCAGGGAUUCUGAUUUUACUUUACAGAGUGAAUUUAAAAGUUUAAAUGUCAAGAGAUUAUGGCUUAAAUAAAUUAGUGUGUCCUGUGUCGGGGGGAAGAAACCAAGAAACCACCCUUUUAAAAAGAAUGAUACGCCAUAUACCCUUGAUUUUCAUUUUGCAUUAUAUUGACUUUUUUUAAAGAAAAAGUAAUAAAAAUCGGAUAGUCUAAGACUCCACUAUUUAAAAGCCUAAUUACUUUUAAAAUAUGCAUACUUUCUAAAGUUUUACCAAAAUAUGUAACUGUUGAAGCAUUCACUUCUAUGGAAGUAUGCAUAUUGGUGUCAGUUUCUUUGUACAGUUGUACUUAGAUAUUUUUUAAGAUUUUUCACGUGCAGGUAUCAAGAUUUUGAAGUUUUAGUAAGAAGAUAUUCUGUAGAUUACAUUCCCAAGGACAUAAUGCUUAUACAAAUGUAUAUUCCACGUUUUAAAGCUUAAUUGUAUUUUACUUUACAUAUACACUUCAGUUAACAUAGAGCACUUAGAAUCUAUUUGGUAUUUUUGAUUUCUCAAAGUUAAAAAAAGAUUUAGAUUUUUAGGUUUGAUAUGGUUGUGUCAUAAUCAUCUCAUAAUUGACAAUUUUAAUUUUCGGCAAUAAAAGGAAAUUGGGUUAUCUUUGGAAAUGUAAAACCUGGCUUAAUUCUUUUCUUUCUAGACUCUUGAUAGAUUGGAUAAUUAAACAGUAUCCAGAGAAACUAAAGAAAUGGGCAUUUUAAUUGCUUAUUUUAUCUUGAGUUACUUUUUAAUGAACACUGCUCAUUGCAAUUUCACAAUCCAAAAGUGUUUACUAAUUCUAGUAACGACAAUUUUUUUUUCAGCUAGACGAGUGAUCGGAAACUUUUUGUUGCAUUUCAAAAUCUAAAUAAACUGCAGACUUUAUCCUUAUACCAUGAAUGUUUUUUUUUUAAUACUUUGUCUUAAAAUAAUAUAGCAUGGUACAAAAAGUAGUGCUUAUAUAUAUACAUAUAUACAUUAUAUACUUUUCUGAAGAGUGAUGGUUUGAGUUAUACAUUGGACAGUUUUAAGUUUUGGAAAAAUAACAGUAGUUUCAUUUUUUUAAAGUUUUCACCAUCUCUGUCAUAAUGCACACACUGAUACAGUACCAGUGAUAAUCUAAAAUUAAUACCCUUGGAAAGUGAAAAUUUAUUGUUAAUUUCCAUCUUUUAUAUUGGCCCUGUAGGUUUGUAGUCUUUGUUUCAGUAUAGAAUGUUAUACAUUUAAAUUAUUUUUUCUUUUAUUUAAUAUUAUCCCAAGAGUGUUCUCAUAAAGAAAGGGAACAAAGAAAUAGUCACCCUAAACAUCUUUGACAGUUAUUUUGAAUAUAUUGGUGUUUUUAUGGUAAGGAAUAUAAAUUAUCUUUAAUGUGGUUUUCUCUACACUUCGGUUAUUAAGCUUUGCUUGAAAUACUCAUUUCUCCAUCUGACAGCUUUCUUUGCUGCCCAAUUUUUCAAGAAUUGUAGACUUCUUUGAGGCAGAUAUUUAAGUUCUGUCAUUAUUGGCUCUAAAGAAUGGUGUGUGUGGAGUUGCACAUCACCAUCGCACGAAGCCUUCAUUCAGGUGAAGUGUUAAAAAUGGAACUGCUUGCCCUAGGUAGGCAUUUGUAAUUUUCUCAUACUACUAACUGAUGAGAGUAGGCAUUUAUAUCCUGAGUUGAUACUUCUUGAGCCUGAUCAAAAUUUUUGUUCUGUUGAGAACUUGAUGUUGUUCCUGGUACAGUAUGAAGUUUUUUGUUUGUUUUAACAGCAGCUCUCAGUUUUUAGAACAUAACUCUACUGCUGAGCAGUUACGUAAAGCUAAGGAAGGAAGGCCUUUGAAAAUGGUAGUUAAGCAAGCAGAAUUUCAGAUGUUGCAUUCCUGCCUUGAGCACAUUUCUUUAAAUCUGUCUAAUGGCAGACAUUUCCACCCCAUUAUGAGCAUUUUUGAGGAAAACGAUCUUGGCCUAACUUUCUGACUUACCGUUUAAGUAUGGUUAAUUCUCUUACUGUGAAAUUCUAAAUGCCUACCGGAGUUACCUUGUAUUAUCAUCGUGAUAAACAUCUCAACAUUUUGGGUUUCCCUGUUUGGUUUAGAAAGUUACUUCUAUCUGGGCAUUAAUAGAGAAAGCAAGUAGCUUUUUGUGUUGCUUUAGAUCAGAAUAUUGAGGAUAUGAGAUAUCCUUUUGCAGUUUGUGUUUCUCAUUACUUUUAGUGAGCAAAAUUGUUCUUUUAAAUUUCCACCCUUGAACUUUAGGUCAAUGUGAAUGAGGUGCUAUUUCACGUAGGACCUACUCUCACAUUUUAACUUACUGCACACAUUUUGUUUUGUUGGGAAUAUUUGAGUAGCUGUUAAAGGUUUUGGAUCACUUGCAAAUUUUCUACUUGAUGCCAUAGAGAUCGAUCCUUUUAGCUCUGGCUGAGGACUGUCAGUGGUCGGGCGAUUUUCUCUCUGAGGGAGCGGCUAAAGAGGCCUUGUGCUCAGGGGAGGCUUUCAUUUCCACAGGUGAGAGAAACUUGUCAAGUGCCAGCUAGGUUAGAUCUUUUGCCACUUGUUUCAUUUUAUUAAUUUGGGUUUUUAAAGGGCUGUUUAAAUUUUAAAAGCCGGGAAACUUUAAAAGUAGGCAUUACUGUAGUACUACAUUUCUUAGACUUAGGACGUUUUAAACUAGAACUCAUUUUUUUCCACAGUAUAUUUACUUGAAGAAGCACUAUUAUAAUCAGAAACUUUUUGACUCUGCAAUUUAAUUUAAACUUUUUUCCGUUUCAAAUUACUUUAUUUCAGGGAAAUAAUUUUCCAGUUGUUUUUGCUAUAUUUUGCAAAUAAAACAGUAUGUUUCCUUUAUUCACUUAAAAUUAGGUAGGAAACAAAUUAAAGCAGACAAACAUUUCUUGUGUUUGUUGCUUUCUUUAAUCCAAUGGAUAAAAAAGUAAAACCCUGUAAACAUUAUUUUAUUUUUUUAUGCAAUUCCAUGCUGUAAAUAUGGUUCAUCAAAUAAGGAUGUACCUAUGAUUGAAUCUUUAAUUCUGCACAGUUAGAGUUUAUAUAUAAACGUGUCUUGACAAUCAAGGACUUUUAUGUGAGUCUUCCUUUAUGAUGUUUAUUAAUGUUAUGCAUUCCAUUUGUUUUGAAGUGAGUACCAAUGUGCUAAUUUGUAUUGUCUGAAAGUAUGUAGUGUUUUUACAGCUUGUUUUUAAGAAUCUGUAAAUAUGUACAAACAAAUCACAGUACUGCUUUAUGUUAGAAGGCAUAUGAUGUUGUACUGUAUGUAAGCAAUAAUACAUAGCAGUGCUAAUUUUACCAGUAGCAUCAGGAAAGUUCUAAAAAGCAUUUCAGAGUUAUUAAUUAUCCUUAUUUCAUUUAAUUAUCUUUAAUCAGUUUUUAUAAGCAAAUUCCAUUGUUCCUCCUAUUGGAACGUAACACUGUUUACACAGCAUAAUUGAAGUUGCAGGGGAGACAGGCUAAAUCUGACUUCAUCUGUACUCACUUUCACUAAGCAUUGAAUGGCCUUACCACUCUUCUGCAAGAUGGAGGAAGACUGCAAAACUUAGUGCCCAUCACACUGAAGGAAGGGGGUGUGUUGUUUGUUUUUUUCCUGCUUCUGUACUGCUACCUAAUAUUAUGGUUUGCUUUGGAUUUUAAUAUUUGUUUCUGUUUUAGAUUCAAGCCCAUAAGUUUUGAGGUGACUUCAGCUCCAUUGUGAAAUAAAUAGUUCUCUUCAUAUUUCAUAUCUACAUUUCAGUCAUUCUGAACUUUCUACUUUGAUUUUUAGAUACUUAUUUUUCAAGCUCGAUUUCUCAGCUGAUCAGAUGAACUUAUUCAACUUCAAUACAAAGGAAGACAAAUUUAUUGUAGUUUGAAUUGAGUAGAUAUACUGUACAGAAUGGCUAUUUGAACACACACACAUCACUGCUUUAGAAAUAAAACCGCCAAUUUUUAAAUGUAUAUGACCUACAUUUUAUAGGAGAAACGUUUUUAAAUGCUAGUCAUUUAUAUAAAUGUGCUUUGAAGGAUUUGCUAGUUCACUUCUGUCACUUUUUAGUACACUGGUAUCUUUUAUAUGUAAUGUAUGCUUUUUAUUAUUGUAGCAAAGCAUUUCAGUAGAAAGAAUUUUGCAACAAAUAUGGGGGAAAUUUUUCAUUGUUGGAUUUGAAUUAUACUGGAUUUUAUCCGUGUAGUCUUACUUGUCUUUAUUUUAAUGCUGUCUGGAAGGGAACUUGGUAUCCAAAUAAAGCAGGUAACCUCAUUUUACUUAAAGGGCAUACUGUGUAGUGCUGAAUUUAAUCUGGAAAUUAAUGAUUUUGAAGAGAAAAACAAGUUUAUAAAAAUUGUACAGAAGAAAUUAAAUGUGUGAUGGAAAUCCUGAUGGUGGAGCACGUUGAAUUUUCUGACAUAUAGUGUUAUUUUCCUGGGAUCCCCAACGCCUUUUUUGUAUUUCAACUAAUAAAGGGAAAACCCUGUCUUUGGAAUUGAUAGGAUAAUAGGAUAUUCUGAUUAUACAGUAUUACUAUUCGUAUCCCAUUUUCUGACCCUUUUUCAAUCACUGUAAAUUUUUAUUUUCUAUUUCCUAUUAAUAAUUAAACGUGUAUAUAUUAUAGACACUGUUGUAUAGAACUGAAUGGAGUUGCUAUGCUUGAAUGGGUAACGAAGUGGAAAUAUUAUGGACACCGAGAAUUCAUAAAAUGCCAGAACAAAUUUACAGGAAAAAGGGAGGUAUCGUGUGUCCUGGGAAGGUCACAGCAAAUGUUCAUUUAACUCAAUGUGAAAUAAAUGUGAAAGAAUCAACUACAAACUUACUAUCUGAUAUAAGUGGAUUUUUCCUUCCCCACCUUCCCCCAAAUAUAUGAGCGCACUAAAUUUCAAAAUCUACUCAGGUGAAAAUUGCUUUGCAGUGAAACUUACCACAUUGAAAUUUUCACUGUUAAAAGGAUAUUUGUGAUAUUUUUAAAUAAAAACUUUCAUAUUAGUAGUCA